Linum trigynum is the source of this 3118-nucleotide messenger RNA. NCBI's taxonomy places the organism in Eukaryota, Viridiplantae, Streptophyta, Magnoliopsida, Malpighiales, Linaceae. The record is from the annotation of a GenBank genome assembly.
UCGCAGAAGUGUAAUUUAAGGAGAAUUCCAAACGAAGCAAAAUUGGUUGGUUUGAAGAGAACUGGAUAGAUGAAAUGUCAUCUAUAAUGGGUUUUAGUUGCUCCAAAUACCAAGGAAAAAAAAUAGAGGAAUGAGUUUAAUCAGCAUGGAAAUUACCAAAGCUGGUAUAACGUGCAAUGCAGAGAUUUAUCAAACUCUGAUUUUAUGAUGGCAAUGUGACUUUGUAUGAAAUACCUUUCAGCGACGUUAGAAUGACAAACACAUUGCGAACGAGGAUGCAGAUUAAUGGCAAUGUGCGUCAUCUGUUCGAGAUAUGAGAAAUCUUGGUUCUAUUUGUGGUAGUAGUGUGCAUCAUUUGGUAGCAAUCCUGUCUACUGACAACCUUUCCUGAUCCUUAUAUGUCCUUUGCAGAGUGGUUCUUUAGCCUCAAGGAUCAAAUGUCGGAUGAGCAGAUUGCCCGCCUUGUCUGCUGUUUAUGGAGUAUUUGGAAGGCUCGAAAUGGUUUCAUCUUUGAGAGCAGGGCUAUUUCCCCAGCCAUCACGGCGACUUUAGCUAAUCGUGAAUUCAUGAACAUCAACGAAGCUCGAGAGACAACCUCACUGUCCUCGAUCCUGAGAUCAGCUAGUUGUCAUUCUCAGCCUAGGGGAUCCCGUCGAAACCCCUCACCACCGCCUGGCCCUUUUGAACGAAUUGUGCACUGUGACGGCUCCUUUGUUUCGGAGUCUCAGUUGGCGGCUUGUGGGAUUACCAUUGCUGAUGCCCACGGUCAGGUGAUUGACGGCAAGGCUGAGAGGUUCUAUUGUUCCUACCCGAUUCAGGCAGAAGCAUUUGCUUUUCUGGGUGCUGUGGUGUUGGCGGCCCAAGUGUCAUGUCCGACGUGUAUCAAAAGCGACUGCCAACGUUUGAUUGUGGCUCUUAUUCAAGACCCCUGCGAUUGGCCUUGGCAAUGUCGUGCAACCGUGGCCCGGAUUGUGUCUCUUCUUCAGGGGGCUCCUUGGAUCAAGUUGUCCUUCGUUCCUCGGCGAUUUAAUUCUCUUGCGGAUUGGGUUGCUAGGAAUGCCCGACUUGAUCUCUUACCACAAGAUUGGAUUGUCAUUGCAAAUUUGAUUUCACCCUUGUUGUAGCCUUUUGGUUCUGCUUGUCUGGUUUGGUAUAAUAGAAGAUGUUCCAUUGUCAAAAAAAAAAAAAAAUGGUAGCAAUCCUGUCAGGGAGGCCCUUGUAUUCAUGGGGAUCAUGGUCUUCGUGCCUAGAACAUCAAACGUCAUCAUAGUCUUAUAACAGGUUGUGUUAGGCCUGUAACCCCAGAUUUAAUUUGUCUACGAUGUCACUCAAAUAGCGAUUGUGGAUAAGAGUUUUUCGUCAUAACAAAAAGAAGGAUGUACACAUUGGUUACGCUGCUAAUAUGGAGAAACAAAAUGAAGAACACUUUUUAGGAUACGAUCACUAGUAACGUAGUUUAGUAUACCAUACAUCCGCAAAAAUAUAUUAGUAUCUUUCACGAGAUAAGCAAGGCAAAACAGAAUGAAGAACAAUCUUUAGUUACAAAUCGAAAUAUGAUAGAUUAUUAGUAUAUCCCCGCUCGCUACUGCUUCACGUGUUAGCGAGAAUAUGAUAUUUUAAAGAUUAACAUUUUGAAUGUUAACCGAAGAGUGAAAGAAUAUUUCAUUGUUUGGGAUUACUAUGAUCUAUACAUAAUACUAGCCCUGCCAGUGAAGUUGCAAGACUCAUGGGUUUGGAUUCAAUGCCUACAACAUCAGCUCUAACACUACAGGAAAAUCAGCUUUUGAUCACGGUAAAUCCCGUGACUAUAUGGCCAAAUCCCGUGAUUAAUUUAAUUAGUCACAGGUACUUUCCCCUGACAAGUGUGCCCGUGAUGAAAGAUCUACCAUUACGAGAUAUCCUGUGACCAAAAAUAAUCAAUCACGGGAAAUAUCCCGUGAUGAUAUUCCCCUUUAAUCACAGGUAAAACCCGUAAUUAAGUAACAACCACGGGAAAUGCCCCGUGGCAAGUUGCAAUGUUAACCAUGAUAAAAUCCAAUUACUGUAAUUAGCUAUAAUCAUGGAAUACUACUAUUACUAUUGAUCAUUGAUGGAUACAACAUAGCGUCAUUUCAAUAUCUAAUUUGUGUACUUAAAAUAAAAGGUAAAACAACUAUAAUGUCAUACUUAAUAAAAAGAUACAAAUGUCAAUGUGUACACGAUAAAAGAGUAACAAAAUUAUGGUUAAGCACAAAUCAAAAAGACCAUUGAUUCCCACUAAUGUCAACAUUACACGAAGAAAACUAUGCAAUAAGCUAUAAUCAUUUCAAGAAGAAGUUGAAAACCCCAAAUAAUGGAGGACGGUAAGUUGAAAUUUUUCAGGACCCAAAACGUAGAGGGAGAUAGCGCCAAACUUUGUUUUGGCUCCCGCCCACUGUGUUUUUCUCCUGUCCAUCAAUUGUCACAAGAAGCUAUUCUUUAACAAACAACAGUUACAGGAAGAUUUUCCCAUGAUAAAAAAUAUACGUUGAUUACAGGAGCAUACCCGUAAUCAAAAGUACACGUGAUUAAAGAUCUGUUUUCUUGUAGUGUAACCGAUUCCUCUUCUAAUCAACAACUCCAACCCCGCCUAGUUAGAAAUUCACUGUACAAUCAUAUGGAGUUGCUCAAUGUGUAGGAUGGACAUGCAUCAUUGGAGGCAAUCAAGGCAACCAAUUGAAAUAUUUUAGACCGAAACUCUAUCACCAAGAUCAGCUAAAUCAAUCACAGUCACUCAUAACAAGCUCUUCUCUCCAAUUAUGCGUUUGGGAUUCAUCUCGUCGAAAAACAUACCUUACAUUGUUGAGGCCCUUAAAUCCUCAUGAUACACAAGGUUUCUACCCGGUAUCAGCUUCAGGCAGCUGCAACUGUGAUGAGAGUCAUCACGCUGGGGCAGCAAACAACGCUCCGGAGAUACAAAUUUCCGCAUGCGACCUGGUGCGGAUUGUCGAGGAUAGAUUGGACUAACUCAUCAAAUACUUCAACACCACAAGUGUCAAUAAAGCCACCACGCUUGAACCCCAUGCCUUAGUGGACGUCAUCAAUAUGGCGAAUAGUCUCUACUGUAUUCUCAACAACGGAAUUAAGAUAGUCGCACAUU